Messenger RNA from Malaya genurostris, 15569 nucleotides. RefSeq lists its product as uncharacterized. NCBI's taxonomy places the organism in Eukaryota, Metazoa, Arthropoda, Insecta, Diptera, Culicidae. The record is from RefSeq and is a predicted model, not a curated record. The coding region runs from base 959 to 3334 and encodes 791 amino acids. The transcript has 8 exons.
AUUCAGUUAUCAGCGAAUGGUCGCGGCGGUCGGUUCACCAAACAGCAAGCUCGGUAUUCAAACUCGGCCCGCGUUUGAUCGUCUCGAGCCCCGUCAGGAAUCAUCUUUAAACAGAUCUGGGUGAGGCAAACAGAUGGUACUAGCCUAUCGGAUUGAUGUGCUGGGUCGACUCCAGGGAUUUCCUUCUUCCAUCCCCGCCUCGUGUCACACAAAGACGACCAGGCAAAGUAGGAAAAUCAAUUAAAGCCAGGUUGGACGUGAUCGGCGCUGUUGAGGAUAUUUUUUUGAAUUCAUUACCGAAGGAUGGAUGAUGGCUGGUUUUGUUUUCGGAUGAAAAAACGACAGUAAAAGUGACUGCGGGAGUGUUUACUACUUUUGCAGGAGACCGAUGUGUGUAUCGAUGAAUACAGGCGAGUGGGAAACCAUCCAGAUGCCAUGAUUUCUAUGGUUCAGUGCACCGAAAGUCAAGCCGAAGCAACAGUUUUCACUGAGUGGGAUUGUUUAACGUGUGCUGGAAAAGCCGACUGGAUGAAAUUUGUGGUUUUCAAAAUAUUGAAGCUGGAAAUAGAAGAGAAGAGUGUAUACAUCUACGCAUGAGAAAUCUUUGGCGAGUGUAGGAAUAACAAGUUACAAAGCUUUCUAGUGUAAGACGUAGUAUCAUAAAUUUUAUCUCCAGCUUAAGUGUGGGCGAAUGGUGUCCUUUUUAUAUGGAAGAGUGAAUUUAUGAUAGCCAUGCUGACUGGAAAAUGAUUACUAAAGAUAGUAUUCAAAGGAUUAUUUUUGGAUGGAACAGCGUCAAUGAAUAAUUAAGGCAUCUACUGAAGUGGAUUUUUAUUAUUGUAUAAAUUUCGGGCGAACUGGGCUUUCGCAGGGGUGUCCAAUAUUCCCAUGACACCCACCGAUCAUCGGCGCCCCAGAAAAGUGAAGCUACCAAUCGACGCGUGAUUGUGUCUGGGCUAUGCAUGCCCGCGGCGGUUCACAAUGGCAGAGUCGAAGAAAACCCUCCCUCGGGCCGCUGCGGCGUGCCCAUCCCGCAUCCGGUGCGACCUGGAACGUGCAGGUCGUGCGAGGGAAAAUGACAUCGCGCUGCCUGUGGCACGCAUGCCGGGCGCUGGUCCUUGGCAUCGUACUCAUGCUGGUCGGCGGCGGAAUGGCAACCGUGGGAUACUACGCCAACAACUUUCCGUCGCUAUCCGAUGUGAAGAGCAACAGUUCGUCGACUAUUCGUGUCAAAAACGAACAGCGUGGGCUACAUCUGAACAAUUUGUCCUACGUUGGACCCAUCAUCAUGGGAGUUGGAGGUUUCAUCGUAGUGGCAUCCUGCGUGAUGACAUUCGAGGCCCGCGAUUCGGCAGCCAAAGUAGUGCCGGCACGGUUUAAAUUGAGUGGCACCGCCCGGAACACCAGCCGCAGCAAUGCUUCCCGCCGGUCUACAAGUACUUCCAACGGGCCGGCCUCGGUUGGCUCCCAGACCACCCGGUGGGAACAGCAUUUAGGAGUGUUUAGAACAUCCCCCGCCAUGGAGCAAGUACCGGAUCGGAAAGCGUUGACCGCCGCACUGGUUCACUUCUCCAAAGCACUCGGGACCCCGAAAGUGGCGCAUCCCCCGUGUGAAAGCCGUCGCGUAUCCAGAAGUGGCUCGGAGCCAAAUUUAACAGACAAGUUGCCAAUCCCCCUGGCUGUGGAUUCGCCAGCCACAGCCAGGUCAGCAGUCCGGCACCAUCGCGGGUCACGGGUCAGCAGCAUGGUUCAUCGAUCGACACGGGAAACAAGUGGCAGUUUGUUGCAUCCCGGUAUGCUGCAGCUGCAUCGACAUGCACAAUCCGUUGAUGAACCGGAGCCGUUUGUGAGAAACCUGAACCAGUCCGGCUCGCACGGUUCGAUGCACUACGGCUACCAGAAUGACAUCCCGCUGGUGCACAAGCUGCGUGAUCGAAACAAACGUUCGGACACGGCCCGCAGGCAUGUCCUGUCGCGACAAACCAAAAUCGAGAAGGAGGAAACGUCCGCCAGUCCGAAACAUAAUCCGUUUGCUGUGAGCCGCCGUUCAUCGACCAUUUCGGACGCUUCGUCUAGGGUGAACAGAAGCAGUCGACGAGCCUCAACCGUUUCCAAAACGCCCAGUGUGGACUCACGCGGAGCUGCUUCAACGGUCGAAGUUAACAGCCCGGUGUUGACACCCCGGCGUGCCAAAGCAAUGGCACCGAUGUCGACACCGUCAGUGGAGAAGGAGUGCCGAAGUCAGCUGUCCAUCUGCUCCGAACCAGCUGCUGGACAGCGAAACCUAUCGUGUCAAUCGAGCUUAGAACCAUGUGUGCCCGAGGAAGAUGGACCAGAAGGACAGGAGGAAAUAAGGCAGUGCAUUGACGGAGGCAAUCGCAAAUUGUGCGAUGAACUACGGAUUGGUACUAAGUCUCCCGUGCGUGACGAUGCCAAGCUAACGACGGAUGCUGUAGUGCGACCGGAUUCACUAAUUCUGAACGGUCGGAUAACCAAUGGUGGUCAGUCACCCAACGAAAAGACCAACCGUUUCCUCUAUCGGAGCAAUUCGACGAAAAGUUUUCGCAAACCGAAAGCGAAAAUAAGAAGCAAAAAACUAAGCAACGAAUUUGAUCAGAUUUUUGUAAUCAGUGGUAGCAGUACAGGUAAUGAGGGUAAGGAAGAUGUUCAGGAAGGCAUCAAUCGGUAUCCUAACCUACAUCGUGCACGGGAUGAUCAGUACUACGAUUCGAUUGAGGUAAUACACGAGCGGCGUAGCAAAAACUUUGACAAAUUCAACAGUUUGGGAUCGGAUACUGAACCGAAACACCAACUGGAAGACCAACAACAGAACGUUACUCUGGAACAAGAAUCCUGCGAAGAUUUUUGCCCGGUGGGUGAAAGUCUAGGAUCGAACAAGUUUAGCGUGGUUGCAGAUAUUUCUCCAGCUAUGACAAACAUUCCCACUGGAAGUCCGGAAAAGUUGUUUCACAGGAAGCCUACCAACGAAACAAUUGUCUCCGAUGAUGUAACGGCAAAUGGCAGCGGAAAGAGUGGCGAGGGGUCAACCGAUGUCGAUGAAGAUGAGGACCAGGAAGGUAAAUGGCAGGCAGACCACAAUAGCUCCAUUCAUCGGUAUGACACGGUUAUCUAUAAUGCAGCUUCCGGCAGCGUCGAGAGCGAAGAAGCCGCAGUAAUUUCAGUGGAAAGUGAUGGCGCAAGUGGUGGGCGGAUGGAAGAGAUAAUUGCUAUUGAAGUUGGUAGCGAAGGAGGUGAUAGUGGAAAAGAAGGCAUACCCGACCGGAGUGACGAGGGUGAUGACAAUGGUUCCAACCAUGUCGAUGAUCAGGUGUGAGUGUAGGGGUGCGGAAAAUUAGCCGACGAGGGAUUCAACAUUGAGCUGUUUCAUUUCUGGUGGAUUCCAACAACAAUAAAGAAUUUUCCGGUUUAAACUCACAAAUCCCAGCGAGAGGUUUGUUCAUGUUGUUACCCUAAAAAAUUGUGCGAAAAAAAUGAUUGAAAAUGCCUCUUCAAACAAAGCUUGUGCAAAGAGGUGCAAAAUUUAUCGAGCGGAUUUAUUUGACGGCGUGUUUGGUCAGCUCAGAUUCAGAAGAGUCAGAGAAGAAUUUUCCAGUUGUACACUUCUUUGCCUUCCUAAUGCUGUAAUCCGAUUAAGAUUGAAUUGCUUUCCACCGUGCCUCUGUCGAUGCUAUUUUGCCGAUACUGCCCGAUCCCCGGGACUGUAUCUAUUUAGUUAGGAUAGAGCUGGCUUAAUCACGUUCUCGUUUCGAUGAGACGAAAGUAACACCGUAGUAAGCUGUGUGUUUGCCCAUCCGCUGACGUAAUAAUCAUUAUUGUCUCUUUUCUAAUGAACAAAUGUGCUUCCGUUCGUUUCGAGUUGGUUUUUUUAAUUCCUUUCGUAUUUAUUUCAUGUAUUAUUUUUUUCAUGUCGUUUUUCUGAAAAGUGAUCCUAAUAUACUAGUCUUUUUGUCUCCCAAUUGUCGAAUGCGGUUGCAAUUUUGAUUUUCUAUAUUACUUUUGGCAAUGCCAGUUUAUCAGUUAAUUAACCAAAUUUAAUUAUCUAAUCCAUGUAAGAGAUCAAAGGCUGUAACAUAAUUAUAUUAAUUAUUGAUAUCAGUUGACGUUUGGCUCUCAGAGGAUUAACAAGUGGUACUUUUUUUUGUAUAGUUUCUAGUUUGUCACAGAUUCUCAUUUAACGUUAAUUAUUUUGUUCAAUUCUAUGAUGAACCUAGCGUAAGGUCUCCCACCAUGAGACUAGCAGGAUGCCAGACUUACGAAGUCCAUACGAAUAAUCACUUGAAUAUUUUUCUAUUUGAUUAUUUCGAGAUAUUUUUGCCUCUUUCAUAACGAAAGGCUAUGCAAUCACUGUGAAAAUCAAGUUUUCAACUGAGGUCCGCUUGUCCAAAUGUCACAUACCAAUUGAUUCACUACGGCGAACUAAGCAAACGUAACUUACGUCGCAAAUGAAAUCAAUUGGAAGUUUUAAUAGUUCCAAAUCAAACGGAGGGUUUUACCAAAGAUAAAUAAUAAAGACAUGUACGUGCAUAUAAAUAUUUUUGAAAAAUGUGGUUCGUUCCCGGUACCUUCUGAAAUGACCGCACUCACCGCUUGGUGGAGCGCGAGAUUAAUUGCAUUGUUAUCAUUUCAACCAAAGUGUGCCAUAAAAUCUCAAUAUAUACAAAUGAGCUACCGAAUCGAAAGGGUUCUCACGGUUGGACAUUUGCAUUAGGAAUGUAGGAUGGGAACUCAGCAGUGCAACCAAUUUAUCACCAUUGUUGCCAGUUUUACGGAGGACUGAAGAUGUGCGCCAAAAAAAGAUCGUGACUGUCAUGUCUGGAAAUUCGUUUGUGGUUUUACUAUGCUAUAUCUUCCUAUUAAAUUUCAUUCCGAUCUGACACGCGGUUCCGGAGAAACAGCAUGUUAUGCGCCAAAAAAUGUAAAAAUAUGCACUUACUUUUCUUACUUAUUUUGACAAACCUAGAUUCAAAAGAAAGCGGCCCUCUGUCACGACACCAUCUUGUUGAGAUCUAAUUCGAAACUUCAAAAUCAGCUGAUUGCAACGUAUAUAAACAAUCAGUAAUACAAUCGUUUUAUGGUUUAUCUCGUUUUUUGCACGAAAAUUAGAGAUUUUUGGAUCGAUUCUCUCACAAUAACUUGUCAGUUUACCUAAAAUACAGCAGAUAGUGUUUUGGGACAUCAAGUGGGGGUAAUUUUCACAAUUUGAGAGUCGCGAUGAGUAUCAAAACAUCGCAGUAUUUGGGGCCCGAAACGCGAAGGGCUCAACGUAAUCGGUGUACUUUCAAAUGGUUGGUGCUAAUAUACCGUGGCUGAGUGAAAAGUAUUACAAUUCCAUACUCUGCAAUUGGAUUUCAUCUGGAUCCGACCUCCCGUUUCGGAGUUACAGGGCAAUAUGUGCAAAUUAAAGUUAAAAUGUGCACUAAACUUUCUCAGAGAUUGCUUAACAGACUUUCACAAAUCGAAAUUCAAAUGAAAGGUAAAUUUCUUUAAAACCAUCCGGAAAUACGGCAAAGUGGAAUAUUUUCAACAUUCAACGAGUAUUUUAUUCAGUGAUGUUUAAAAUAGAUGCAAAUCCCAUAAAACUGACAGGUAAAAUUUUGCAGUUUGUAGAUAUUGUUAGUUCGCUGAUAUAAAAACUUACUGCGGCACUCCUUUCUCACUGUUUCCGGUUCCGGAACCACCGAAAGAAGUAAUGAAAUAAUCCAAAAAAGUAACUCGCUUCGCUUUUUUCAGCGAUGGUUCAAUUACCUGAAUUCGACUUCCGGUUCCCGACUUACAGGCUGUUAAGUAUCAAAACUUUUGACCCGUCGUAUAAAUGGACGAUGCAAAUUCGGUACGCACCGAAAUGUGGUGAUACGGAAGAUGAAAACACAACACCGCUUUUACGAACAAUGCACAUAAUGUGCUUUGUUUGAUCUCAUACCUUUCGUACAAGCUGGGUAAAGAAAACGAAAACCGAUAACUGAGUAAGUCUUUUCAAUCGUGUUGAAGCAACCAGAACUGCGGUGUAGGCACGAAUGUCUAUUACUGGUGUUUGAAUUUGGUAGAGCACUAUGCUGUGGAUCAGAAAAAUCAUAACCACUUUACGGGAAGUGUAGCAAAACGAAUGAAAGCAUUUCAACGAAUAGAAGGUUUAUUUGAAAUUUUCUCUCUUCUCGAUGUAUAUGGGAUUUCAACAGCUGGUAACGUAGUAAUAUCAUCAUUGUAGCAUGUUAUAUACUACUGUAUCUAAAAUAUUACUCGUUGUUUAAUUUGAAUUUCAAGUACAAAGCAAUAGGAUUUGGCUUGGUUUGGUAAAUUUCGCUUAAUUUGCGUAAUCUUGGUACCUGUAAUAAAGGGUGAUUUUUAUGAAAUAUCGGAUUUGAAUGAAAAAAAAUGGAGAAAAUUGAUGAAAUCAGUAUUGGAAUCGAUAGAACAAUCAAUAUAAUUUAAUGUUUGAAGAUGAUUUCAUGCCAAUAUUGGCCGCGGCUCCGCUUUAGAUGGCCCAUGCGCAAGGUUCUAUUUUGGCCCCACGAGAAAUAAUCUAAAGGCGUUAAACCACACGAUAUAGGCGGUCAAUUGACAGGCCCAAAACGUAAUAUAAACUGUUCUCCGGAUGCGGCUCUCAAUUUAGUCAUUGUUUCGCGUGCCGUGUGGGAUGUGGCGCCGUUUUGUUGAAACCACAUGGCAGGUAUGCCCAAUUCUUCCAUUUAGGGUAAAAAAACGUCAACCAUCAUACGGUAGCGCUCGCCAUUCACAGUAACGUUUCUUCCAACGUCGAUUCAUUAUUUAACUGUAGACCAAACUUAUUAUUAUUAAUAUCAUUUAUUUUAGAUCGGCUUUAACUUUUUGGUUUUUGGGAAUAAACCAAACUGAACAAGACAUAAUUCACGCGUGAUCUAUCAAAAACAGUGCUGCCAAAAGAAUACCAGAAAAAAAUCACCCAUUAAAUAUUCGAAUGGAAUAUAUUUUUCACAGAAUAUAUUAUGUGUUUGUAUGGAAAAUGGAAUAAGUCCUUCGAAACUAGUAAGUAAAUUUUCCUAGUAUGUUAGAGCAAACUCACUUUGGUGGAACCGAUCGAUUCAAGAUCAAGAUUCUAGAUCGCAUUGAAUGCUGUUGAAUUUUAUUCAAAUUCAGCUUCCCGCUCCGAAAGUACAGGUUGAUGGAAAAUUAAAACUGCCUUAUAAUUGGCGCAAAAAAUAAAUACGAAAUUCUUAAACAGAUGACCGUAAAAACUUACUACGACUAUGGCGGUCUCCGGGCUCCGGUUCCGGAAACAGAUUGUCAAAAACUUCAAUAUGAAACCUGUACCGAUUUCUCAUGAAAUGUUAAUAAGAACGGCACCAAAUCAUAUGUAUAUUUUUGAAACGGAUGUGAGCAGUAGGAACCAGCAAACUAUAUUUAAGGUCGUUAGAAAAUCCACGAUGGCGACUUCCGGUUUAUAAUUAUUCAUUGGAAAAUCUUUGAAAAUGGGUAUUUUUGGAAUGGAUUUUAUUAAAGAAUGAUGGUGAUUUUAUAUAUUUCUUGAUAAGUUUUACAACGUUGGUAUUUUUUAAUCGAAUUUGAUGUGUGGAUGGCAGAAAACGAUAUUCCAAGUCGUUCUAAAAUCCAAGAUGACGACUUCCGGUUCUUAAAUAUUUCUUUAUAAGUCUGAAAUAUAAGUAUCGUCGAAAUGGAUUUGAUUGAAAGCUCUCGGAAAGCGGACAUAAACUAAACGUAUUGAUUGAGUUAAUGCAGGAAAACCAUAUUUGACAUCGGGACGGGUAUAGCGUGAUGGGAUAGUCAAUGCCUUACAUGCAGCCCAGGGUUCGAUUCCCAUCCCCACACAUAGGGUCAGAACGUUUUUCUGGUAAAAUCUCUUUUAUUGAAAAAAAAAAAAAAGAUAUUUGAAAUCGUUUCGAAAUCCAGCAGACUUCCGGUUUUUUAAUAUUCAUUUAUUGAUAUUAAAUUUGAUUAACGGAUUUGAUCUUGGAAUACUUUCACAGUAUGGAUAUUUUUUGAACGAAUUUGAUUAGGAGAUGAGAGAAAACGAUGUUUGAUAUCAUAUUCAUCAAAAUCUUGGAUAUUGAAACGACCUCAAAUAUCAUUCCAAUUCUGUAAUUCUGUGAUUUCUAGGAUUAUCAAUGAGUCAUUAUUUUGAUUAGGAAACGACCUCAAAUAUUGUAUUCAAGCAGCUACUCAUGAAAUCUAUUCCGAAAACACCCAUACAAUAAUGGAUUUUAAAGAAUACUGAUCAACGGUAACUUACCAUACCGGAUUUUCAUACGAACUCGAAAAAGCUCUGUUUACGAAGUUGGUUUCUCUCAAAUCUCCAUUUACGAACUAUACGAGGGUUAGAGUUAGUUCGUAAAAGAGGCAUAUUAUUUGGAAAUUACUUCGUAAAACAAGUAUACAUUUAUUUUAUUUCCGGUUUAUUGGACCUUGAAAACCAUUACAAAAUGGGUAUUUUUAGAAUGAUUUUGAUGAUUAGACAUUUGAUGUUUGGUAAUGACUUCCGAUUCAUUAAAAUUCCCGGCAUCUACUCUACAACUACGUUCCGAAAAUACACAUAUGAGAAAGAGUUCUAAGACCAUUAACCCGGAGACCGUCAUUUAGGAUCUUGUAACGACCUAAAUCAUCGUCUUCCUGCAUCUAUUCAUAUUUUCCGUUCCGGAAAUACUCACAUUGUAAGGAUUGUGAAUAUAUCUAUAAACCGGAAAUCGGCGUUUUGGAUUUUGGAACAACCCCAAAUAAUGUUUUUUGGCAUAUACUCAUAAAACCCAUACCGAAAAUACCUUGUUUUUCGGUAACUUUUCGUCAUACCAUUUCUCAAAAUACAGCAUUUGAAUAAUGUCGUAGCACAAAUUUUCAUACAAUGCAAAAACCUCUUUUUUCGAAGUAGAUUCGAGAAAUAAGUUAUUUGGAAUUUGGUUCGCAAAAAGAGUGACGUAAAUCGAAUACUUAAUUUACGUGAAUUUAAUUUACGCGUCUUUUUUUAAAUAAGGCGAUUUUCUAUUUAAUUUACGUGAUGAUCGCGUAAACAAAGAUUUUGCAUGAUGAAGGAAAAUUUUUGUCUGUACGUAUACAAAACAAUCCAACAUGUUUCAGUGAAUUGAAUUUUAUAAAUUCGUAAAGUCUAGUUAAGAUCGUAGGCCUUAAGAUCUACCAGCGUAACCAAAUGAACAUUCAAGAUCCUUGUAUAUGGUUCAUAUUCGUGAUACUUCAUGUAAAUCACUUGGUUAUAGUGAAUAUUUUAGGUGAUCCAAAACUACCUGGAGUUCAGGUCUUAAGAUCUAUUAGCAUAACGAACUUAUUGAUCGCGUCUAUACUCGUGUUUCCACUUACAAUUAAGACAUUUAUUGUAGAUGCAUCGGGUCUCCGAAAAAUACCUGUAGUUCAAGUUUUAAGAUCUACCAGCACAAUUAACUGCGUUAAUGAACUUUAUCUUCACGCUCAAUACUCGCGAUUUUCUGAAGUCCUUUGACGACUGAAUUGCUAAAACAGAUCAGCAUAGACAAGUAAGCAAUAUGUAGCUCCAUGACUACGAGCAGCAUUGAAUAAUGCUACAUAAACAACGGAUUGUUCGUGUAAAUCUUACGAUCUGUUCUCACUGAAAUUCAUGGAUGACUGUGAACGGGAAGCGGGUCAUUUCGCUUCUUUAUCAAAGCUAUAUAUUUAUUUUAAUAUCUCCUGGAUAAUUGAUCUGGCACAGCCGCCUAACCGAAGCCAAACUGGUGGCACAAAGCUGCCGAGGCGACACCAGCUGAGUUGGCCGCCGACCCAACGGUGGUAUCUUGCAUACAAACCUGUAACCGCCUCGUUUGCUCGGUCUACUCAAAGCUAGGUUUCUUUGCUUCAGUUCGGUCCGAACGAGCGGUAGCGAGGUCGGAUAACAUACGAACAAAACGCUGCGGCGAAGCGGGCGGUGGGAAUUCCGUUGUGAUGAUCUUGAAUAAACCUACAAACAUUUUUCAAGUCUUUCUGGAAAAUUUCAGAAGUUCGAUUGUAAGUCACCAAAACGGGAGUAUAUUUAUCAUUUGUCUUUCUUUUAAUUCCAAUCACGAUAUUAAGACUAAUGAAGAAUUCGGCAAAAUGACCCUUCAGCUAAAUGACAUUCGGUGUAAUGACUCUUUCGGCGAAAGUCUGAUCCUUGUGAACGUUCCUGGAUCAGAUAAAAAUAGAACAGCAAACAAAAAAUAGAUAGUAGCCAGUUGCACAGUGGUUCAAAAGCCCAAUUUCACGCUCUUAAUUGAUAACUCAUUAAAAACGUGGUUUUCAAGGUACAGUAUCAUCAGAAAAGUUGCUCAGAAUGAUAGACGCCAUCUUUAGGUAAUUUUUUUAUGUGAUUAAUCCCCCUAAAAGUGAGAUAAAUAUUUUAUUUUAGCUCAGGGCCAGCAUAGGUACUAAGUUACUUGUGCAGAAAGUUAUUUCAAAUAAGUUUGCUGAAGGUACUAUUCCUGUAACUUGAGUGUAAUUCAUGAUAUUAUGUAUUUUCUGAAGAGGGUGUUUAAAAACCAGUUUUUGUACGAAAACAUAUAUAUUUUCAAUUUAUAUGAGUGUUUCAUGUUAUACAAAGCUUUUCAUCUUCAAAAACUGCACAACUUUCUCAAACAUACUACGCUGCUAUCAUUUCAGUUUAAUGAAAUAGAGCAAUUUUUUUAUUUUUUUAAAUAAAAUUCUAACUUGUCUAUUAUCAAAAGGCGCAGGAAGGUGCAGAUGAGACUACGUACAUAUUAAACUACUUCAAAAGAGCUUUCAUACCGUGGUUGAGUUACUAGUCUGCGAUCGUCUGCAGGCGAGAUAUGUUCUUUUUAAAUAUUCUUGUCCUUGACAUUUGCAAUGAUAAGGUUCAUUGUAUUUCAGAUCAGAUUUCAGUAUAUAUUCAUUACUAUGGUACUUGCCACAAAAUAUGAUUUUUUUUGUGCACAUUGAAGUCUAUAAAUUGAAUAGUUUAGUAACUGUUUAGUAACUUCACUUUUAAAAAAGCCAUCAUCAAAUCGAAUUAAGUUAUGUCAUCUUCUGGUAGAAAUAAGUAUUAUCAAAACUCAUUUUUCAAUUAUAUGUAUUAAUUUUAUGAUAGCUGAUAAUGUUCAUAACCAGCUAAAAGACUCUUAGCGUCAUCCGACAGAUUCUUCUUGGACUGUUUUGGCCAUUCACGAAUAUUUGUAACCAAAGGAUCCAAUGAAACUAAUUAUCAAUUCAUGGGAUCCCGAUUCGUAAGUGAUCUGGAUUGCUCGCGUGUUAAAUACUCCCGACAUCUGUAGGAAAGAAACUUCUCAAUCAUUAUGAACAGUACAAUAUAGCAAGCGUUUAUCGAUCUCCACUUUAAUUGAUGAAUAGAGGAUAUUUAUCCGCAGAACUUUUCUAUAGAAAAAAACUAACAAAAAAAUGACAUAACGUAAUUCGACAUGUUAAUUGCCUUUUUUAUAAGUCGUGGCUUCUUAUCUCACUUUCAAAAAACGUCGGACAGUUACUUUCAAAAAACGUCUGUAAUUAUUACUAAACUUUUUAAUUUGUAGACUUCGAUGUCCAUAAAAAUCUUUGAUUGUGAGAGUUUCCAUGGUAACGAAUAUAUACUGAUAUCUGAUCUGAUAUACAAUGAACUUUAUCAUUGCAAAUGUCAAGGAUAUUUGAAAAGAACAUAUCUAGACGAUCGCAGACGAGUAAUUCAACCACGGUAUGAAAGCUCUUUUGAAGUAGUUUAAUAUGUAAGUAGUCUCAACUGCACCUUCCUGCGCCUUUUGAUAAUAGACAAGAUAGAUUUAAAAAAAUAAAAAAACCUGAAAAAUUCCUUUAUUUCAUUAAACUUUAUAUAAUAUGAAAAACUCAUAUAAAUUGAAAACAUGUAUGUUUUCUUACAAAAACUGGUUUUUGGACACCCUUUUCAGAAAAUACAUAAUAUCAUGAAUUACACUCAAGUUACGGGAAUAGUACCUUCAGCAAACUUGUUUAAAAUAACUUUCUGCAUAACUUUGUCGAAGUAACUGUUGGCCCUGAGCUAAAAAAAAUUGUUAACUCACUUUUAGGGGGAUUCAUCGCAUAAAUAAAAUAUUCCAAAAGAUGGCGUCUAUCAUUCUGAGAAACUUUACUGAAGAUACUGUACCUACAAAAGCACGUUUUUAAUGAGUUAUCAAUUAAGAGCGUGAACCACUGUGCGUUGGUGUUCUUGCUGUGUCAUAAUAUAGUCUCCAGGGACAAUAUUCCAAGUAGUUCUUGGAUCUUGGAAUAUCUCUUACGGAUUUCCGUAGUCUCAGAACAUACUCAAAUGGUAAUAGGUUCUUGUGCGUAUGAACGUAGUUAGUUUUUUUUGUUAUUCAUACUUAAAUCGAAUGGCAUUGAAAAACAAGUGAUUGCAUAACCUUUCUAUAUGAGAAAGGCAAAACGCAAAUUAUUUACGCAUACUUUGCAUAUGGGACAGAGAUGAGUUGAUAUUGUUUUCACAUUUCAUUGAACAAACCCUCAAGUUUUAUUGCAUUUUUUGAGAGUAUAUUGAGGAUCAGGAAUCAGGAAUCAGAACAAAUUGGCUAAAAUGGCACGUUCCCCUUGAUAUUUGGAGAUUUGUGCCUUGCCAUCAAUUUGUUUUUAGCAUCAUUUUCCCGAUAUAUAAGAGGGAAGGAUUGAAAGGAAAUGGUAAGGGUUGGACUAGGAGGAUGGGAAAAAUUGACGACACAAAAACACAUAAAAGCAGAAGUAAAUUCUGCACCCCUAAGGGAUGCCGAACAAUCUGCUGAGGAUCACAUUUAGUGGAAGCAGAAGUAAAUUCUGAACCUCUACGAGGUCCCGAACAGUCCGCUGUUAAUAAAACCUCCAACCCCCGAGAGGAUUUGAAGAUCUUACAAAAGCGACACCAUUCUGCACUCCCGGAAGAAUGCAGAACGAUUCGCAGUAUGUACGAGCAGAAGUAAAUUCGGCACCCCCUAAAAGAUGCCAAAUAAUCUGCUAAACCCUAUUUAAGGUAAAUACAGAAGGGAUUCAUUCACUCCAGGAAGAACGAUUAACCCUUCUGACUAUAGCUCCUUACCACAUUGGGUAAGAAACGAGAGAAUAUCCUUCAAUUUUAGCUCCGCAUACACAGACUCAACCAUGUAUGGAGAACCAAAAACCCGGAUACGUAGCUGCGUCAAUGCGGGACAGUUACAUAUCAGAUGAUAUGAAGUACCAUAAUCGCAUUCACACAAAUCACACGAAUAAUACUCAGCACGUUGAAUAGUAGCCAUGUGAUAAUUGAGUUUGCAAUGUCCAGUCAGAGCUCUGACCAGAAUACUGCAAUGAUGCUUGGAGAAAUGCAGUAGACACUUUGACAUUUUCAGAUUUAAAUCUGGUAGAAAUGCUUUUGUCUGAGCGCAAGUUUGCAAGCUGCGCCAGUAGCUGGCAUGUUUGGAUACAGCCCAAGAACGAAUCUUGUGCUUUAUCCAACUAGUUGAAAGUGGUAAAGCUGGUUCAGGACCAACGAAAUCAUUCGUUGCACCAGCUCUAGCCAACUCAUCAGCCCAUUCAUUUCCAGUAAUACCAGAAUGGCCGGGUACCCAUAAGAAGUAAACAGCAUUUGAAAUGCUGAGGUCUUCAAUUUGAGUUCGACAUGCGAUCACUAGAUUCGACCGUGAGUCAUUCGAACUGAGUGCUUUUAAGGCUGCCUGACUGUCGGAACAAAAAUAAAUUCGUUUACCACAGAUCCUCUGCUGAAGUGCCGAUUGUACUCCACACAGAAUCGCGUAGAUUUCUGCUUGGAACACAGUACAGUAUCUACCAAGUGAAUGAGACUGCUCUAGCCUCAUUUCACGACAGUAGACACCAGCACCAGCACGACCAUUCAACAGAGAACCGUCCGCAUAACAAACUAUGUGUUCAUCAAGUUGUCGUUCCAGACAACCAGACAACCAUUCCUCACGGAAAGGAUAGCUCACAUUGAAUGUUUUGAAAGGAAAACUGCAUGUGAGAGUUAGGUCACUAGGAGCGAGUAAAUACUCAUCCCACGUAACCAUUUGAGACCACAAGCGAGUGUGGCUGGUAGCAUAAUCUAAUGGGUUACUGUUCCAAAGCCCUGUAACCUUAAGACGAUAUGCACAAGAUAAUGCUUCUUGUUUUAGGAACACAUGUAGUGGUUCAAUGCACAGUAGCGCCUCUAGAGCAGCAGUAGGAGUUGUCGUGAAUGCUCUUGUCAUCGCCAUUAGGACCAUCCUUUGGAGAUGAUUUAGCUUUGACUGAACUGUCGCGACUUCUCCUUUCUGCCACCAUACAAGACAUCCAUAUGCUAAAAUUGGUCUAACAAUAGUUGUGUAGAUCCAAUGAAUAUAUCUGGGUUUGAGUCCCCAUGAUUUUCCAAAAGCUCGUCUACAUUGGCCGAAAGCCAUGCAAGCUCUUUUAAUUCUGAAGUCAAUGUGAGCAGACCAAUUCAGUUUUGAGUCAAGAAUAACCCCGACGUAUUUAACUUGUUCGACCACAGUGACCUCUGAACCAAAGAACUGCAACGGACGAGCUCCUGUGAUUAUCCUACGAUGAGUGAAAAGCACCAUUGAUGUUUUGCCCGGAUUUACAGAUAAUCCAACCUGACAACACCAUUGUUCAACAGAUCGCAGGGCUUGCUGCAUUAAAUCAAAGAGAGUGUUAAUGCUUAUACCGGUCAUCAAUAUAUGAUAAUCGUCGGCAAAACCAUAAGUCGGAAAUCCAAGGUUAUUAAGUUUCCUUAACAAACCAUCAGCGACAAGGUUCCAUAAAAGUGGGGAUAGUACACCACCUUGAGGACACCCACAGACACUUAGCUUUCUAAUCUCUGCUUGCCGAAGCGAUGAACAAAGAAGUCGAUUGCUAAGCAUUGCGUGUAUCCAAUUUGUGAUACUUGAAGGUAUGCCAUGACCACGGGCUGCUUCCAGAAUUGAAUUGAAAGACACGUUAUCAAAGGCACCUUCAAUAUCUAGGAAAACUCCCAGGCAAGAUUGCUUUUGUGAGAAAGCUUUUUCAAUGUUGUACACAACAUCAUGUAACAGGGUUGUAGUGGACUUUCCACGCUGGUAAGCAUGUUGCAUUCCAUGUAGCGGAUGCAGGCCCAAACUAACAUUUCUGAUAUAGUGAUCGACUAUGCGUUCCACUGUUUUAAGAAGAAAUGAGCUAAGACUGAUAGGCCUGAAACUCUUCGCUUCCUCAUAAGUGUCGCGACCGCCUUUGGGAAUAAAUUUGACAAUUAUUUCCUGCCAGGCUCUUGGAAUAUAUCAUGUCGCAAGACUAAAAGUAAGUAUUUUCUUCAAAACAUGUUUGAAAUGUUCAUACCCUUUCUGUAGUAACACUGGGAAAACUCCAUCCUUUCCAGGAGACUUGUGCGGAGCAAAACUCUCAACUGCCCAUUUGACCGAUUCAAUCGUCACAACGCUUCGAGCAAGGGCCCAAGAAUCGUAACUACCUGAAAAAGUCUCGGGAAGAGCUGUCGGUGAUGGAUCCAUACUAGAGAUGGUCGGGUAUCGGGUAUUUUACCCGAAACCCGACCCGUACCCGUACCCGACGGGUUUUUGGUCGGGUACGGGUAAAAAUUUUUAUUUUCAAUCGGGUACGGGUCGGGUACGGGUAAAAAAAAUUUACUGCUUACUCGGGUACGGGUCGGG